AUGCCACUCGGUAAAGUGGAGAGUUUUCAUGUCGGUACACAAGAUUGGGACGCGUACGUGCGGCGCGUUAUACAAUUUAUCGCGCUAAACAACAUCGAACGUAACCUACACGUGGCCACGUUGGUCACUUUAGUUGGUGCGGAUUGUUACGCGUUAAUGUGUGAUUUGUGUUCUCCUGUGCAUCCUGAAGAUAAAACAUUCGACGAGUUAGUAAAGUUAGUAAAAGAUCAUUUGGAACCCGAGCAAUCCGAGAUAGCUGAAAGACAUAUUUUCCGGCAGAGAAAGCAACAGCAAGGCGAAGGCGUCAAAGUUUACCUACAGAAUUUAAAACAUCUCGCUAAGACGUGCAGUUUCGGGGCACAGCUUGAAAUUAAUCUAAGAGAUCAGUUUGUCUCGGGAUUAAUCAGCGAGGAGAUGCGUUCGAGGCUUUUUGCGGAAAAGAAUAUUGAUUAUCGUCGCGCGGUGGAGUUAGCGUUGGCGCUGGAGGCGGCGGAGCGGCAUGCGACCACGGCAUGCGCUACGGUCGCUCCGGGCGCGCGCGCACUCUCGGACGGCGCGUUCAACGACGACGGCCUACACCGGGUGGGCCCCGUGCGCGGCUCGCAGGUGGCGGGCGGCGGCAGCGGCAACGGCGUGGCGGGCCGUCGGGCCUGUGCGCGCUGCGGCAAGGGUCAUCCGGGGAGGUGUCGCUAUCGAUAUCAUUCAUGUGAUUUGUGCGGCCAAAAAGGCCAUUUAAAGGCAAUGUGUGAAAUGCAAAAAAGAAGUGAAGUGAGUGCGAGAGUAAAACAAAAUAGAGGUCAGAUUUAUUUUAAUAAUUCCACUUCCGAAAGCGAGAAUGAUUGUCACUUUUAUAAUAUAAUUAGCGGUGGAGAUGAGGGCCCCUAUUAUGCUCUUUUGAAUAUUAACAACGCAAGCCACAAAUUUGAAAUUGAUACGGGCAGCAAAAUUUCAGCCAUAUCGCAACAAUACUACAACAAAUUCUUUAGUAUUUUUCCCAUUCAAAGUAAAACUUUAAUAUUAAAGUCUUACACUGGUGAUAUUAUAGAGACGAUCGGUUACAUUUUAGUCGAUGUGGUAUGCGGUACCAAAUCUGCCAAAUUAAAGUUGCACGUUGUACCAAAUGGGGGCCCUCCUCUCAUGGGCAGAGCUUGGAUAAAAGAAUUAAAGUUAUCUGUUAUUCAAUGUCAUAAUUUGUGUAGUGAAGACUCUAUUGCUCUUAGCCUAAAAGAGGAAUAUCCCGAAGUGUUUGCGGAGGGGCUAGGCACUUUUAAAUCGCGAUUCCGUUUGCGUUUAAAAGACGACACGCCUGUGUUUGUUAAGGCGCGUGCGCUGCCGCUAGCACUUCGGGAGCCGGUUGCGCGCGAACUCGAUCGCUUACAGCGGGAGGGUGUUAUUUACAAAGUAGACAGAUCUGACUACGGGACACCUAUAGUCCCGGUUGUCAAAUCAAAUGGUUCGAUUCGUAUUUGUGGUGAUUAUAAAAUCACUUUAAAUCCGCGUCUUAAAGAUUUUCAUUACCCGCUGCCUCGGAUCGAGGACCUAUUCGCCGCACUGGGUGGAGGUGAGCAGUACACUAAGCUCGAUCUGUCUAAUGCUUUUCAGCAGUGUGUUCUAGAAGACGAAUCACAACCGAUGACGGCAAUCACGACUCACAUGGGCACUUUUGUUUAUAGGCGCGUUCCUUUUGGCAUCAAAUGUAUACCUGAAAAUUUUCAGAAAAUUAUGGAAGAAACGUUGAGCGGAUUGCCCUCAACGGCAGUAUUUGCUGACGAUAUUUGUGUAACGGGUAAAGAUAAAAGCACACAUUUAAGUAAUUUAAAGGCGGUGUUACAACGACUGAAAGAAAAUGGUUUAAGAAUAAAUUGGUCUAAAUGUAAAUUUUUUAAAGACAGCGUUACUUAUUUGGGCUAUAAAAUAGAUAAAUUCGGUUUGCAUACAGACGAUAAAAAAAUUGAAGCUAUUGUUGCAGCACCGCCUCCAACUAAUGUAUCACAAUUAAAAAGCUUCAUGGGCUUAGUUAACUUUUAUGCAAAGUUUUGUAAAAAUAUGAGUGAUAUUUUAAAUCCGAUGUAUAACCUUUUAAAAAAAAAUGUAAAGUGGAAUUGGGAUGAAAAGUGUAUGAACGCCUUUAUUAAGAUAAAAAAGGUAUUGAGUAGUUCCCCGGUGCUGGCGCAUUACGACCCGAACCUGCCGCUCAUACUGGCGGUCGACAGUAGCCCGUACGGCUUGGGCGCAGUGCUGCUGCAGCGCGGCGCGGACGGCGCCGAGCGGCCGGUGUGCUGCGCGUCCCGCACGCUCGCGCCCGCGGAGCGCAACUAUGCGCAAAUAGAUAAGGAAGCGCUCGCCAUUGUGUUCGGUGUGACGAAACACCACCAGUACCUAUACGGGCGGCAUUUCAUUUUGCGCAGCGAUCACCGCGCUCUGAGUUACAUAUUUGGGAAGAAUCGGGGCAUCCCGUUGACUGCGGCGAGUCGCUUACAGAGAUACGCGGUCAAAUUAUGUGCGUACGAUUUCGAAAUUGAGUUCGUUAGGUCUAUUGAAAACUGCCAGGCCGAUGCGCUCUCUCGACUCCCCUUGAGCUCGACAAGCGGUCGAGUCAAGAGCGAGACGGAAAGAUGUAGCUAUCUUAAUUUUAUUCAAGAAAAUUUUCCUGUCAGUUUUAAAGAAAUCAAGACUGAGAUCGCGAAAGAUCCUUUAUUAAGUAGAAUCUACGGCUACAUGGUACUAAAAGAGAUACACGACGGACAUCCCGGUAUAGUUAAAAUGAAACAAAUCGCUCGUAACUAUGUGUACUGGGACGGCUUAGACGCCGACAUUGAGCGCGUGUCGGCGCAGUGCACGGCGUGCGUGUCGCAGCGCCCCGCGCCGCCCGCCGCGCCGCUGCACUCGUGGCCCUGGCCCGCCGAGCCGUGGUCGCGUUUGAAUAUCGACUUCUUGGGACCGUUCAAUAACACGUAUUACUUAGUUAUCGUAGAUGCUCAUUCCAAAUGGAUCGAGGUCGAAAAGUUGCAGACCAUAUCCGCAGCAGUCGUUAUAGGUCGUUUGAGGCAACUAUUCGCUAGGUUCGGGCUCCCAAAAAUUAUACAAAGUGACAAUGGCCCGCCGAUGUCGUCAGCGGAGUUCGGUUUGUAUCUUAAACAAAACGGUAUCAAACAUAACCUCAUAGCCCCAUAUCACCCUAGUAGUAACGGGGCCGCUGAAAAUUCGGUACGUACUAUAAAAAGAGUUCUUAAAAAAGCUGUUGUUGAGAAAAUGGAUGACUUAACUGCGCUCAGUAGAUUUCUUUUUACGUAUCGAAAUACGGAGCACAGCACCACGGGGCGAGAGCCCGCCGUGGCUAUGUUCGGUCGGCGGCUGCGCGGCCGCCUCGACCUACUGCGGCCCGACGCCGCCGAGCGCGUGCGCGCCGCGCAGCAGGCGGCCGAGCGCCGCACCGCGCCGCCGCACGCGUUGCGCGAGGCGCGGCCCGGCGACGCGGUGCUCAUACGGGAUUAUGCUAGAAAUAGUUCUAAAUGGGCGGAGGGUGAAGUACUAGAGCGUAAAAGUCCUGUGUCCUAUGUAGUUAAGGCUAAGGAUGGCCGGAUACAGAAACGCCAUAUCGAUCAAAUCCUAACAGACAAACGCAAGUCUCGGCAUUCGCUAGCUCUAGUGGCUCCUAUUGGUGAAGAUACUCCCAGCUCAAUGACUAAUAAGCCUGUGGAAACAGAACAAUUGGAAGUUGGUUUGGCUGAUAUUGGAGGAGGUUUAGUUUCUAAUAGUGUGGAAUGUGAAGAAACUAAACUUCCUGGGCUGGAAGAAACUGAGGAUACCACCGUCGGACUUGUAUUCCCGUACUGGGGCGUCACGGUCAUGUUUGUGGUCACGGUCGGCCUAUAUGGGACCGAGGGUCUUGCCUUAACCGGUCGGACUGCGAGGAAGAAAACCUCUAUAAAAAAACACCCCGAACCCCAAGCGGCGGCGCACCGCGAGGGGAUGCAUGGCAUCACUGGAGUGCACCAUGCUAGAGCAGAGAGCCGGGCGAGGGGGAUACGGCCGGCUUUGAAUAUGCUGGUACAGGUUAUGACAGGCCAUGGCUGCUUCGGUCAUUACCUUUACCGAGUCGCAAGGAGAGAACCGACCCCGUUGUGCUAUGAGUGCGGUGCUGCGGACGACACGGCUCAGCACACCCUUGAGGGGUGCAGCAAGCGGGGUCCCCAGCGCCGCACUCUAGUAGCGGCCAUCGGCGGGGACCUCUCGCUGCCCAGUGUAGUGCUUGCCAUGCUGAGCAGCGAGAGCGCUUCGUUAGCCGUGCCCGACUUCUGCGAGGACGUGAUUUCGCAGAAGGAGGCCGCGGAGCGGGUGCGUGAAGAGGCUCCAGACGCGCAUCCGCUCCGGCGUAGACGAGUGGGAAGAAGACGGCGCCAAUUUGAAGCCAGCCAGCUUCUCUUGCCUUCACAAGCUUCCUUGGCUAGCUACCGGCGCUUCACAAGCUUCUCUACGAUCUGA
Pararge aegeria (speckled wood butterfly) is the source of this 4485-nucleotide messenger RNA. RefSeq lists its product as uncharacterized. Gene Ontology annotation, biological process: DNA integration. Bases 1 to 4485 code for a protein of 1494 amino acids. The record is from RefSeq and is a predicted model, not a curated record. Lineage: Eukaryota; Metazoa; Arthropoda; Insecta; Lepidoptera; Nymphalidae. Gene Ontology annotation, molecular function: nucleic acid binding. The transcript has 4 exons.